AUGGACUCAUCAGGUGUUCUUCCAAAAACUGGGUCCAAAAAGCCUCGCACUUUUGCCGAGAAGCAAGACUGCCCAAAAGGCAACGUUGUGGUUAACUCAGUUUUGCUAAAGGGGGAAAUGCUUGGCGCUUAUGAAGCCUCCAAGUCUCUGGAGGCCGAAUAUAUCAGAAGUCUGCAUAAACAGAUAUAUUUGUUUGAACUGGAAAAUCAUUAUUUACGAAAAGAAUUGGGUAAAACCGGAGGAAGUGACCCACUCCUGGACAAGCGAGAUGAAGACGGAAUGAAGAAAGCAACCACAAAUGCAAACGCUCCAAUGACCGAUGAUCAAAGGGCCGAACUUAUAAAUGAUUUGGUACGAAAAUGUGGUGAAAUACAAGAGAAACUGGCACAUGAAAUCGCUUUGCGAAAAGAACAGAUGGAUAUUUUUACGCAAGAUAUUUUGAGACUAAAAGGUGAAAAAGAAAUGCUUCUUAAAAGCAAUCAGAAAAAAGAUCAUCUAAUUGGAGAAUUAAAGGAAACAAUUAAUACACUGAAGAACCAGUUAGUCGAAGUCGAGGAAAAAUUCGAGACAUGCAAGCAAGCGCUGACAAUGGAGGUCAAACGACGCAAGGGCCUCGAGCGUAAAAUCGAGGAAAAAAUUGGCAACGUACUCACGUUGGAGAUGUCAUUGCCGUCCGUGGAUAGUCAAUUGCAGAAAAAGGUAACGUUUCAAGCAGACGAACUUAAGAAGAUCAUAUACAAUUCCGAAGAGCAGACGUUACCCAAGUACUCAUUAUCACAAGCCCAGUCAAAACUGAUGGGUGAACCCAAGCGGAAGGAGGGCACUGAUAUCAAAGAAGAUUUGCUAAGUGGCGUGACUGUCGCGAGACGAAAGUGGUUCACAAAUGAACAGGACUUUAUGAAUGGAAGCAAGCCUAUUGUCCGCCAAAUCGGUCCCUAUACCUACGAGCAAAGCACAUGCAAGACCGCGUUGGAUGCCGUUCCCCAAAACGGAAGCGUCAGAUACUCGGAUAAAAAUUCAUUCCUAUUUUUGCCAGAUCGAUCGGCCGGCUUGGAGUCGGAUGAAAUUACAGUACUCAACGUUGGAUACAUUGCGAUCGCCAGCAACAUUGGGAAGAAUUACCUCCUCGCAAAAUUGGCAAAGCAACUCAUCAAACUAUUUUACCAUUCUAAACUGUUUUUGAAAAAGGCUGUAUUUGAGAUGAUUUGGGGUUAUGAGGAUCCUGCUCUAAAAGUAAUAAACCAGUUCAUUGCUGUGGAGACCAUAAUUGGCCUCUACGCAGGCAAAAAUAAUUCAGCUGGUCCCACUUUUGAAGUGAAUGAUGGUGUUGAAGAUACGACAAAGGUUGGACAAAUUAUCACCUUCAAUGGACGCCGAGAGAUGUCGGUAUGGAGAACUUCACUGGCGAAUCGUAUAGUUGGUUCCGACGGGUCUCUUUUCUCUCCCUUCCUGGGGUCCAAUGUCAAUGUCUUCUCUGGCGAUGUUUGUCGAUCUUUGCAGUUUCAUGCUGCAGAGAAACCUGAGACAGUGUACAUAAACUCAGUUCCUACCACGAAGUUUUGUCUUUCGAAGGACACGUUUCUUUCUCCAGAUGAAUAUCCGGAUAAUCGUGGAUUCUGCCUGGAUUAUCCGGACUGCCCAAAGUCAGGAACAUUGGAUAUGCGGAAAUGCAUGAAAGGUGCCCCUAUAGCUAUCUCCUUGCCGCAUUUUAACGGGGCCGACGAAAGUUACCGUAAUGACGUCAUAGGAAUGGAUCCUCGUGAGGAUAUGGACAUAUCUUUGUACAUAGAACCGCAGACUGGAGUGAUUCUUCAGGCCCUCCAAAUGGUUCAAAUCAACGCUAUAAUAAAACAAAACUCCUUUUUUACUGAAUUGGCCCAUUUAAAGAAAGUCACCUACCUUCCGAUUGGCUAUAUUAACACCUCUAUCUACGUAUCGGAGUCGGUGGCCCACACCCUCAUGUCUACUCUCAUUGUUCCUCAGAUGUCCAUCAGUGUAGCAGCUUCACUAAUCAUUACCGGUGCCUUGGUGAGCCUCGUGGUAAAUAGUGGUCUUCUCAUUUAUCACCGUUGCCACUCUUCCCAAAUUUCAGACGGCACAGAGGAGAAUGCCCCUCUCAUCGUGGAGUGCCCCCCUGAUCAUCCCUCUCCUGACGACCCACAAGCAUCAACUAUUGACUCGUCCCUCAUUUCUUUCGAAAACGAUGAGACGUUACCAGCAGUUGAAAACAAAAUAGAAGACAUCUGA
This is a messenger RNA of Hydatigera taeniaeformis, 2247 nucleotides long. NCBI's taxonomy places the organism in Eukaryota, Metazoa, Platyhelminthes, Cestoda, Cyclophyllidea, Taeniidae. The record is from the annotation of a GenBank genome assembly.